AAGCCCAGUGAAGAUGGUGUGAUCAGGAAUUCUGCUGUUUAUGGGAAAUCUGAAGGAACAUUUACCAGCAUUCUACAACCAUGUUGCCCUGAUAAUGUUAAUUCAGCUCUUAGGAAUUUUUUGGACUUUCCUGCCUCUUUGGAACAUUUUUUCACAGACUGUGGAGAGAUGGUGUGCAGCUUCAUGACGUGAAGUUUACUUCCGAUGAAGAGCUUCGGGGACAUUGACAGAUAGCACGUCCCAGCAAGUUCAUUUGGAGUUCUUUUUUUUUUUAGUCAAACUUGCAUUCACUAAUGCUGGGGUAUGAUUUUAGAAGAAAACCUUUAGUCCUGUUUAAUUUUGGAGCUAGUAAAGAUUUGAGAACCAAUGGCCUGGUUUCACAGACAGGGCUUAGACUAAGCCUGGAUCAUAGUUCAAUAAGGACAUCUAGGUCAUUUUUCCUUGACAUGCCUUAGAAAAAAAAAACAUUACUGGUGUGCAUCUUGAGACAAAGCAAAUGCACUUGUAUUUUUAAAGAUCAAGUGCAAGUUUCUAUCAUUUGAAACAGCUCAGAAUUACAUUUUAGUCUUGGGCUGGUCUUAAGCCUUGUCUGUGAAACCAGGGGUACAAGUAACACACUUUGGUAAUGUUUUACAAUAAGGUCUCAUAUCUCAUUUGUUGUACAUGGAUUGAUAAUUUUCUUUCUUUUGUUUUGUAUUAAAUGCGUGUCGUUUGUGUGUUUGUAAUCCUAUAAGUUAUGGCGACCAAAUGACUAGUAAUACCAGUAAAUGUUGACCUUGUGGACAUUUUUAGGUCCCCGGUGAGGAAACCGGUUUACACAUCUAACAGAAAGAUGUUUUCCAUGAUGGUGAAAUUAGCAUUGUUCUCCAGACUCAAUAUGAAAUACUAAAAAGUACUAAAAAAGUGCCACUUAAGUUGUUAAAAAAAAUCUCUCAAGAGUUGCACUCAUUGCAUUUAAUAUAACUUUAAAAUGUAAUACAUUUGAAAUUAAUUACAAAUACAAUGUACUUAAGCAGCGAAAAUAACAGUUAAUUUGCAUUUAUGUGUGUUCUCUUCAAGUAUAUUAUUUCCGCAAUAAGUACACUUUAUAAAAGUAAACUUAAAGGUACAGGUACAGACCACAGCGUUGUACUGCUCAUAAGCUGCCAUACUCUUCUCCCACGGGGCGGCCUCAGAGCACAGUAUGUCCAGAGACUUCCUACAGGGGCCCACAACCAACGAUUCCAUACUUCACCUGUCAUGACCCCAGCGAGUUCGCUCUUUUAAAGUUGGCUCUUGACAAUCUGCUUCCUGAUGAUGCAACUGAGCUUUUCAAGUAUCAGGUUUUUUAGAUAAUCUGAAGUUUGAAGAGGCCCGUCUAAUUGCAGACUCAUUCCUCAAUUCCCUUUGGCCGUACACAGACACUAUGACUGCACUUAAUGACAGAUUUGGAAGACCUCACCAGUUAGCCUUAACUAAAAUAGCAGCGGUCAUGGAUGCCCCUGAUGUUCAGCAUGGAGAUUUGGCCAGUUUUGAUAGGUUUGCCCUUCAAAUCCAAGCUCUUGUGGGUCUUCUGAAGACAUUAGGUCCUGAAGGUAACAUGGAAUUACAAUGUGGUUCACAUGUAGCCCGUCUACUCACUAAACUUCCUCCAGAUUUACGUGCCUCUUUCAGACGACACAUGCCUUAUCAGUCUGGUGCAGUUUACACUCUACUGGAUUUAGCAGAGUGGCUCAAAUUUGAAUCAUGGUGCCAAGACUUUGAUGACUUAUAUCAAAGAAAUGAGCAGAGACGUAGAAUAGUGCAACCAAGAUCAAGCUCAUUAGUAAAGCCUAGGCUUGCCACUGUUCUUCAUGGAGCUGAUCAAACCCAUAACACUACUACAAAAGCACUGUUACCCUCAAAGCAGUCCAACCCAGUCCAGAGACUCGAACAGAGUAGGGUGUUGUGCCCAUACUGUGACAGUACCGAACACUUCCUGAGCCAGUGCACCACCUUCCAGAAAUUCAGUAAAGAGGAGAUGAUUAAAUGGAUCAAAGACAACAACCGUUGUUGGAAAUGUGGGAAGUCUCACUUAGCAAAAAAAUUACACUCUGAAAAAGCCCUGUCGCUUAUGUAAUGGGGAACACCUUCAAAUCCUUCAUGAGGUGAACGACCGAUCACAGACAGAGGGCACCUGUUUGGUGAGCUCCACAAAUAAUACCCUGUACCUGGACAGGCCUUUAGGAUCCAAUCAUGUUCUACUGAAAGUGAUUCCUGUCGUGCUACAACACAAGAAUCAAACCCUAAACACCUACGCAGUGCUCGAUGAUGGAUCCGAAAGAACCAUGCUACUCCCAGCAGCAGUUCAGAAACUAGGACUUAAGGGACAGACAGAGGAGCUAGCAUUAAGAACAAUUUGACAAGAUGUCAAGAAACUCAUUGGGGCCUCCGUUUCCUUUAAGGUGCGCUCAAUAUCACAGCCUCAAUGGAGCUACCAAAUCCAGAAUGCUUUUACCUCUGAGCACUUAAGUCUGGCUGAGCACUCCUCCCUCCAUCUCUAUGCUCCAGCAAAAAUAUCAACACCUGAAGAGGAUUUCCUUGCAGCGCAUCCACAGAGCAUGUCCCUUUCUUCUAAUAGGAGCAGAUCACCCCCACCUAAUUACACCCAUUGAGCCUGUACUUCUCGGCCCCCUGGAGGUCCAGCAGCUAUCAGAACCCAACUAGGUUGGACAUUUCAAGGCCCAACAUGCUUUCUAGAGCAACAGCUCCCCCCUCAGCAAUGUUUAACUAUCUCUGUCAAACCUCAAAUGGAAGAACUUUUCCAGAAUGUGGAGAGACUUUGGCAAGGUGAUGCUAUCCCACACAAGAACGAGAGAUUGGUUGUACGAUCAAGACAAGAUCAGAUUGCAUUAGACUUGUUACAAGCCAGAACCACCAGAGUCAUGGUAGAUGGAGUGAACCGCUAUGCAACACCACUCCUAAGGAAAGCUGAUAUGCCUCACCUCCAUGCCACUAAGGAUUCUGUCAUGCCCAAUUUGAGAAGCACAGAGCGAUGACUGGCAAAGGAUCCUGGGAAGGCAGCUACAUACAAUGAAGAAAUCAAGAAACUGGAGAAUUCUGGCUAUGUUGUUAAGCUCACUAUGGACUGUGAGACCACUGGAGGAGAAUCGUGGUUUAUUCCCCACCACGUGGUUCAACAUAAUGGGAAAAACCGUGUUGUGUUCAACUGCUCCUUUGAACACAAAGGUCAAAACCUGAACCACUACCUCCUUGCCGGACCUGCUCUCAGCCCUUCCCUUCUGGGAGUUCUGUUGCGCUUCAGGGAAUAUACUGUUGCAGUAAGUGGAGAUAUAAAGGCUAUGUUUCAUCAGGUCUGCCUACUGCCUGAUGACAAACAUCUCCUCCGCUUUGUUUGACGUGAUCUUGAACCCAGUAACCCUCCCAGAAUUUAUGAGUGGCAAGUGUUGCCUUUUGGCACAACCUGCAGCCCUUGCUGUGCCAUUUAUGCUGUACAGCGCCAUGCUUUGGAGAACACACAACCAGAUAACACCCUAAGAUCAACAGUUGAACGUAACUUUUAUGUAGACAACUGCCUCAAGAGUGUAAGGUUCCCAGAUUAUGCCAAACAGUUGGUGGAUGGUUUGCGUAGCCUUCUUAGUAGUGGUGGGUUUGAAAUUCGUCAAUGGGACUGCAACAUGCCAAAUGUCAUUGAUCACCUUCCCAAAGAGGCUCGUUCAAACAGCAUUGAGCUUUGGCUAUCACAUGACAAGGUCGAACCACAGGAAUCCACUCUUGGCUUGAGAUGGAAUUAUGAUGCAGACAUCCUCAGUUACAAACACCGCCCAGUACCAAAAACCACACCCACUCUGCGGCAUAUUUAUAAGGUCACAGCAAGCCAAUAUGACCCUCUGGGAUUCAUUCUGCCUUUCACCUCUCUUGCUAAAAUUCUGAUCCAACCGUUGUGGAACAAACAAAGAGAUUGGGAUGACCCCCUGUUGCCAACAGACCUAUUGAAAGCCUGGAACGAGUGGGAGAAUGAGCUCCCCAUCCUUUCUGAAGUUACACUUCCACGGUGCUAUGUUUCAGCAGAUAUGGACAAAUCCAAUGUCACAAGACAAAUUCAUAUCUUCUGUGAUGCUUCAGAACAAGCGUAUGGUUAUGUGGCAUACCUCAGAACUGAAGAUGAACAGGGCAAAAUUCAGCUUGCAUUCCUGAUGGCCAGAUCUAAAGUUGCCCCCAAACGCAAACAAACUGUUCCAAGACUUGAGCUAUGUAAAGCCCUUAUUGGUGCCCAACUUUCAAAGCUACUAGAAAAUGAACUCACAAUUGAAAUCAACCGAGUGGUCCUGUGGUCUGAUUCAACCACAGUUCUUUCAUGGAUAAAAUCUGAGUCCUGCACCAGCAAGUCUUCGUAGGGACUAGGAUAGCAGAAAUCCAAGACCUAACUGACCAACAUGAAUGGCGAUAUGUAGAUUAUCCUAGAAACCCUGCAGAUGAUCUCACAAGGGGGCCCAGCUUAAUAGAGCUUACAACACCAAACAGAUGGACUCAAGGCCCACCAUUCUUACUACAAGCAGAAUCUGAGUGGCCAGCUAGGCAAACCUUUAAAACCCCUGAUGAUGGGGGGAACAGAGGAAAAGUGUAUUUUUGUGGUGUCUCAAGAAUGUCCAAUCCCGUAGAACCUAGUGAGUACAGUUCCUGGAAAGACCUAGUUGGAGCCACAGUCAAGCACAGUCAAAGUGACUCAAACCAAUCCAGCUCACCUACAGCUAAAGAUUAUGUGAUGGCAGAAAAUCUCAUCUUUCAAAAUAUCCAACGAAACAGCUUUCCUGAGGAAUAUGAACAACUGAGAGCUGGUAAGCCUGUCUCCACCACAAGCCGCUUGCUUACUUUGGCCCCAGAGUUUGAUGAAUCCAGUCAGAUUAUACGUGUUGGAGGAUGUCUACGUCGGGCUGAAGGUCUAGAACUCCAGACAAUUCACACAAUAGUUCUGGAUCCUCACCACCCGGCAACCAAACUACUCAUACAAGACUAUGACAGUAAUUUGUGUCACCCAGGACCGGAACGGGUAUUUGCUGAAUUGAGGAGAAAUGUGUGGAUACUCUGAGGUCGUGAGGCAGUUAGAAAAUCCCAACACAACUGUAUAGAAUGUCGUAAGUGGAAGGCAAAACCUGAGGUCCCUAAAAUGGCUGAUUUACCUCCAGCACGUCUGAGACUCCACAAACCUCCCUUUUACAGCACAGGUAUGGAUUGUUUUGGGCCCUUCCAAAUCAACAUAGGCAGAUGCUGUGAAAAAAGAUGGGGCAUAAUCUUCAAGUGUCUCACGACUCGAUGUGUACACAUUGAGCUGCUCACAUCUAUAGACACAGAUUACUUUCUUAUGGCUCUGAGAACAUUUAUUGCAUGCCGAGGCACCCCUUCUGAACUGCUAUCUGACCAGGGCACUAAUUUCCAGGGUGGAGAGAGAGAGCUAAGAGAGGCCUUAACAAACUGUAGUCAAGAGCUUCAACAACAUCUUGCCAAACAGAAAAUCACAUUCCUUUUUAACCUUCCUAGUGCUCCCCACUUUGGUGGCAUCUGGGAAAGAGAGAUUCGAUCCCUCAAAAAUGCCCUCCGUACAGUAGUAGGUGCACAAACAGUGACAGAAGAAGUGCUUCAAACUGUGCUUAUUGAGAUAGAGGGAAUUCUCAAUAGUAAGCCCCUAGAAUAUGUCUCCUCCAAUGUAGCUGAUUUGGACCUAGUUACCCCAAAUCUCCUGCUCAUGGGGCGGCCAGAUAGCUCUCUACCUCAAGUGACAUACCCUGCUAACGAACUCAUUGGACGACGCCGAUGGAUACAAAGCCAAGUCCUCACUGAUCAUUUCUGGUCAAGUUUUGUGAGACACUACUUGCCUAACCUCCAGCUGCAACAUAAAUGGCAUGCAGAGACAAAAAACCUUGCAGUUGGAGCUGUUGUAAUGUUGGUUGACCCUCAACUACCAAGGGCCUUCUGGUUAAUCGGGAGAGUGGUCAGGACAUUCCCUGGAGCAGAUGGACAAGUAAGGUCUGUAGAGGUCCAAGUUAAGGGUCGACUAUAUACACGGCCUGUCACCCAUCUCAUUAACCUACCAGAUAUUACUGAGGAAAAUGACACCAACGUCAAACUAAAAGACUCUUAACUUAGAUUGAGAAACAAAUAUGCCCUGCAUAUUUGGGGGCGGCAGUGUUAAGGAGGUCUAACCAAUCAGAGUCCACUUUAUGGAUGACGUUGGAAAAGGACGAUAGGUGGCGAGCUAGAAACUUCCCUACCUCUCUUGUCAGCGAGCGGAGUGAAGAAAAUGAACGCAUGUUCCUGAGUUCCUGAUAUUAAUCUUUGGAGUUUGCCUACUUUGUGUGUGUUUAUGCAAAGAUGUAAGUCUAUAUACUUUUAUGUGAUACUUAAUAUAGUUAUCUCGCCCUGUUAUGUCUGCCUCCUCAGAGUUCUGAACUCCCGCUGAAGUAGUUAUUAUAACAGAUUAUGCAUAUAAAGUUAUUUAUUUACUUCAUUCCUUAUUAAUCAUUGUUGGUGCAUCAUAAUUCAGUUAAUAAGUGAUUAGAUGUUGAUUUAUCAUAUUCUCCGUAAUCCCGUUAAUAUACGAUGAUUACUCCUCACUUUAUAACAGACACAGAGAAUUUGCUAAUUAUUGUUAUACAUGCUGAAUGCGCCAUCUAGAGGACAAUUGAAGUAUUGCAUUUAACUAGGAAUUGUAUUAGAUGUGAAUAUCAUGUAUAUAUGUUGUCAUUAUAUUAUUGUAAAAUGUUAUUUAUUUGUUUAUUU
Molecule: messenger RNA, 6756 nt
Organism: Carassius gibelio (silver crucian carp)
Lineage: Eukaryota; Metazoa; Chordata; Actinopteri; Cypriniformes; Cyprinidae
Exons: 2
Coding region: 5147-6118 (323 amino acids)
Biological process (GO): DNA integration
Molecular function (GO): nucleic acid binding
Source: RefSeq, a predicted model, not a curated record